Molecule: messenger RNA, 2681 nt
Organism: Triplophysa rosa
Lineage: Eukaryota; Metazoa; Chordata; Actinopteri; Cypriniformes; Nemacheilidae
Gene: slc2a12
Product: solute carrier family 2 member 12
Exons: 6
Coding region: 380-2254 (624 amino acids)
Biological process (GO): transmembrane transport
Cellular component (GO): membrane
Molecular function (GO): transmembrane transporter activity
Source: RefSeq, a predicted model, not a curated record
ACUGCUGAUGUAUUUUGCAAAACCAAACGAGACAUGCAACUGACAGCAUGCAACAUGCAGUCUGUUAUAACAAGUCCAAACCAAUGUACCGUGGAAAAGUAAACGCCUUUCAACGUAAGAUGAACUUUACGUAAUUACGAAGACAGCGUAGUCACACCCGUUGAAAAGUUGUUCAAGUCGGUUUCUGCUUGCUUCACACUUUCUGAUUCUUUCGGCUAACGUGGGCGGAGUUUAAGUCACUGCCGUCCAAAACAAGAAGCGUGUGUCCACCGAAGGACGGAACAGUUACUGCCAAGCGGGUGUAGAGAGAUAGAGAACCGGUCAGCUGAGAUGAUAUCAUACCGUUAAAGACCUUGAAGAGUUACAUCACAAGAAGGACAUGGAUGCUUCGGAAGAGUCCAUAAGGAUGACCUCUGAGCCCCAGAGCAAGGCAGCUCUGCAGAGUCCCGACGCACAAAUUCAUCUUGAGAAAAGACCAUGUGUGCAGUCAGGUAAUGGUGCGGCGCUGGUGUUGUGUUCUGUAUCGGUGGCAUGCCUGAGUGGGUUGAUGAUGGGAUACGAGAUGAGUCUUAUAUCUGGAACUUUGCUUCAACUCAGGGAAGUUUUGACUCUCUCGUGUCCCCAGCAAGAGCAGGUCGUCGGGUCUCUGCUGCUUGGAGCCUUCCUUUUGUCCUUGGGUGGUGGCACUAUACUGGACCGCUACGGCCGUCGCUUUUCCAUCAUCCUCACGGCAUUGCUGUGUGUCCUAGGCACCCUUCUGAGCGUGUGUGUAGUGUCUUUCUGGGCAUUAGUGACCGGGCGAAUGUUGGUAGGCAUGGCCGUGGCACUUUCGGGCACCGCAUCGUGCCUCUACGCGGCCGAAGUGGCACCCGCCACCUGGCGCGGGAGGUGCGUGUGCGUGUACGAGCUGAUGGUCGUGUUAGGGAUGCUGUUGGGUUUUGGGCUGAGCUGGGCUUUCGCCGGGGUUCCAGACGGGUGGAGAUUUACGUUCAGUGGAGUGCUGCUCCCUGCUCUACUGCAAGCCGGCGUCAUGCCUCUGUUGCCGAGGAGUCCGCGUUUUUUGCUCACUCAGGGACGUGAGAAAGAUGCGCACGCCACUCUUUUGCGUCUUCGCGCGGGCAUCGAAGGAUUGGACGCGGUGGAUGAAGAGCUUCAGGCCAUUCGCGUGGCCCUGGGGGCGGAGCGUCUACACGGCUUUCUGGACCUCUUCCGUUCCCGUGACAACGUGUUGCACAGACUUCUUAUCGGUGCUGCACUGGUUUUCUUGCAGCAGGCUACCGGACAGCCCAACAUUUUGGCGUACGCGUCGGCUGUUCUCAGCAGUGUCGGUUUCCAUGGUAACGAGGCAGCGACUCUCGCUUCCACAGGGUUUGGGGUGGUUAAGGUGGGAGGGACCAUUCCUGCUGUGUUUCUGGUGGACAAAGUGGGACCUAAAGCUUUCCUGUGCGUCGGCGCUGUUGUCAUGACGUUGGCGACGGCAACGCUGGGGGCCGUUACCAUGCAGAGCCGCACUCACGUGUCUAGCCUAUGCAACGGGCCCAUCAGUAACUCAAACCUGACUGUUUUGAGGAUGGGAGAUGAGACUGACAUUCAGACAAACACUCCACAUGGUUUAUACCAGAAUGGACAAUCCCAACAUAAAAGUAAUAAUUUUCUCAUUAGCAUUAAUGACACGAAGGAGAAUUGGAUUUUAAAUCAUACGUAUGAUCAAAGGACAGCAUUACUCAAGCAUGCAAGCUCUCAAGCAGCUCAGCGUUCAGAGGACGACGGUUCGAAAAUUGCACUUCAGUCUGUUUCUCUUAAUGAGGUAUCGCCCUCUCUGAAAUGGAUCUCUCUGGUCAGUCUGCUGGUGUACGUAGCUGGAUUCUCCAUCAGCUUGGGACCAAUGGUACAUGUGGUUUUAAGUGCCAUCUUCCCAACUGGCAUCCGUGGAAAGGCCGUGUCUGUCAUCUCAGCCUUCAACUGGGCCACCAAUUUGCUGAUAUCAAUGACCUUUUUGACCCUGACAGAGCGGAUCGGCCUGCCUAGCGUGAUCUUCUCCUACUCUGCCAUGAGCUUCGUGUUGGUGGUGUUUGUGAUUGCAUUCGUGCCAGAGACGAAAGGGCGAUCGCUGGAACAGAUCUCCAAAGAGCUCGCCAUGAAGAAUCCUUUGAACACCACACUGCUGUGUCAUAGAGGACAGCCGGAGCCUAAAACAGUUCUCACAGGAGGAAAAAGCCCUUGCGAACGUUUGACUUUUCACCUAGAUCCAUAGUGGAGGAGCAAGAACUCUACGAGAGCGAAAGAUUGUUCUUGGUACAGUCGGACAACUUAAAGGACAGCCAAACUCAUGACUGCUGAUCAAGGUAUCUGAGAGGUUGUCAUGGAGAUGUCAUUUAGCUUAACAGUAUACCUUCCCAUGGCAUGAUGGGUCAAUCGAGAUCUCAAUCAAGCAAUUGUAUUGAUUAUUUUUUAAACAUUUUUAAGACACUGAUGCUUUUUACAAUUCACUCCUGUCAUAACUGUUUGGAAAUUGUGCAAAUAUAAUCAUGCCAUGGUAAGUCAAAGCCAAGAUCUGUGGCCUGACAAUUGAUUCAGUAUUUGUGUACCGAGCACUGCCGCAGUCACCUCCUAAAGUUGUCUCUCUCUAGCACAACAUGCAUUAUGUAAUCAGAUUAUACAUCUGAAAUGAACAUAUUACG